Messenger RNA from Salvia miltiorrhiza (redroot sage), 1637 nucleotides. RefSeq names its product polyadenylate-binding protein RBP47-like. Gene Ontology annotation, cellular component: cytosol. The transcript is spliced from 6 exons. Gene Ontology annotation, molecular function: mRNA binding. The record is from RefSeq and is a predicted model, not a curated record. NCBI's taxonomy places the organism in Eukaryota, Viridiplantae, Streptophyta, Magnoliopsida, Lamiales, Lamiaceae. The coding region runs from base 223 to 1401 and encodes 392 amino acids.
ACAUAAUAAAACACGAAAAUCUAAACUAAAUCCUAUUCCUAUCUGUAUAACUGUAUUAGCAUUAGAAGACCUCUCUCUUGGAAAAUAAAAAUAAAAAAGGAAUCCACCCUAGAUCCCUAAAUAUCUCUCUUUAUUUUCUCGUCACCCAAACUUGACAAAAAUCUCGCUCUCUAGAUUCAGAGCGGUUUCCCUACUCUUCCGUAAUUCGAGUUUGAAGAGAGGAUGAGCGGCGGAGAUUCAAAUCAGCAGCAGCAGCAGCAACAGCAGAUGCUGCAGCAGCAGCAUUGGGCGGCGAUGCAGCAGUACCAGCAAUGGUGGAUGGCGGUGCAGUAUCCGGCCAUGGCUGCGCAGCACCAAAUGAUGUAUAACCCGCAUUACUUGCCAUACUACUCCCCCCAGCAGCAACCGAAGCAGUACCCGCCCAAGCACCGCAAUCAGAUUCAGACUUCCGGCGAGGACAACAAGACAAUCUGGAUUGGAGAUCUCCAGCAGUGGAUGGAUGAGGAUUAUCUCCACUCCUGCUUUUCUCCAACCGGAGAGGUCCUUUCUGUAAAGAUAAUUCGUAAUAGACAGACUGGUCAAUCAGAUAGAUAUGGAUUCAUUGAGUUCAAUUCUCAUGAGGCAGCAGAGAAUGCUCUGCAGAGCUACAAUGGCACCAUGAUGCCCAAUGCAGAUCAACCUUUUCGCUUAAACUGGGCUGCCUUCAGCACUGGUGAUAGGCGCCCUGAAGCUGGUUCUGAUUUGUCUAUAUUUGUUGGAGAUUUAGCAGCUGAUGUUACUGAUGAACAGUUGCAUGAAACCUUUGCUAGUAGGUAUCCAUCUGUCAAAGAUGCAAAAGUGGUGGUUGAUUUAAAUACUGGACGUUCGAAAGGCUAUGGCUUUGUCAGGUUCAAUGAUGAAAAUGAAAAGUCUAGAGCUGUGACUGAAAUGAAUGGUGUUCAAUGCUCUAGUAGGCCUAUGCGAAUUGGUGUAGCAACCCCCAAGAAAUAUUCAUCUCAGCAACAAUAUUAUUCUCAAGGUCAGUCAGAGAAUGAGGCAUCCAGCACAACUAUUUUUGUUGGAGGGCUUGACUCUGAAGUCACUGAUGAUAUGCUCAGAGAGUCUUUUAUUCCAUUUGGUGAGAUUGUCUCUGUGAAAAUACCAGCUGGAAGGGGAUGUGGUUUUGUACAAUAUGCAAAAAGAAGCAAUGCCGAGGAUGCAAUUCACAGAUUAAAUGGGACAGUUAUUGGUAAGCAGAAGGUUCGCCUUUCUUGGGGCCGGAGUUUAAACAACAAGCAGUUGAGAGGGGAUCAUAACCAGUGGAGCCCAAGGCAGGGUUACAAUGGAUACGGUUAUGGUGGUCCGGCCUAUUGGGUGGCUUCUUCAAAUGGUCGUAGGAGCCGCGAACAGUCAGUCAGCUAAUCUCAAUACAACGAUCGCGGUCAAUGUUGUAGUUGAACCAGUUAUCCAGUCAGAGGAGUCUUUUGUUUGUUUGUUUUCUUUCUUUAUUUAAAAAAAAUAACUACAAAUUUGGAUUAAAAAUUUUGGUUUGGAAGAGCUUGCUGGAAUUGGUUAAUUACUCAUUCUUUGUAGGUUUGCAGUGUUAAAUUUAGCUCACUGUGGAUUAUCUGUGGUAUGGUAUAUUAUGAUUUAUGAGA